AUGUCGCGACGGAAGCAGGCGAAGCCCCAGCACAUCAACUCGGAGGAGCAGCCCCCAGAUGCUGCAAGUGGGAGUCCACAAGACGUCCCAGGUGACGGAGAUGGUGAAAUGAGUUCCAAAAGAUGCCGCACGGAGGAGACUAAAAUCUGUGAGAAAUGCUGUGCAGAAUUCUUUGAUCUCUCUGAAUUUCUUGAGCAUAAGAAAAAUUGCACUAAAAAUCCACCUGUUCUAAUCAUGAAUGACAGUGAGGGAACAGUACCCCCGGAAAGCUUCUCUGAAGCUUCUCUAGGGAGCUUUCCAAGUGAUCGAAUGGAUAGCAGGACACGCAAGGACAUUCAGGCAAAGGGCUGCACUGGUUCUAUAGAAAAGAGAGAAGGAAAAAUGGAUGCUGAGUCGGUAGGAGGAAUGUACCUUAAAAUAGAACCCCCUGUCACGCCUGCAGCUCCUGGGCUAAGCUAUCUACCAAAAUCCAAAGUACCAAACACUAAUGUGACUUUGCAGACAAUACGUGGCACUAAAGUGGCUGUGAACCAGCGGACCUCCGAUGCCAUCUCUUCUUCAGCAGCCAGUUUUAAUGCUAUCCCCAUGAUCCUGGAGCAGCUCGUGUGUUUGCAGCAGCAGCAACUCCAGCAAAUUCAGCUGACGGAGCAAAUUCGCAUCCAGAUUGCCAUGAUGGCUCCCCAUGCCCUGCAUCCCUCCAUAGCAGCUGCUACUGAUCCACUAAAAGCUCUGGGCGCUCACAUGUCUCAGCAGCUGUCGGCUGCUGUUGCUUUAAUCGGACAGAAAGCUGGAAGCCAGAGCCUAUCACUGGAAUCCUUGAAGCAAGGAAAACUACCUCAUUCUAACACUGGCGUUGCGGCUGCCGGCUCGCUGGCUGCUGGGCUUUCCUCCUCCUUCCCCUUGAAGCCAGAGGCAAGCAGAAGCCUCCCCGGCUCCAUUUCUCGGUUCCCGAAUCCUUUGCUACCUCAGUCCUCCAACUCCGUCAUCUUCCAAAAUCCGCUUUCGGCCGUUUCUUCUGUAAUAGAUUCCUCAAAGAAGGGGAAGGGAAAACCUCCCAACAUUAGUGUAUCUGAAAGCAAACCGAAUGCAGAAGAGCCAUUCUUCAAACACAAGUGUAAAUUCUGCGGCAAGGUCUUUGGCAAUGACAGUGCCCUGCAGAUUCACCUCCGUUCCCACACCGGUGAAAGACCCUACAAGUGUAACAUUUGUGGUAACCGCUUUACAACCAAAGGAAACCUUAAAGUGCAUUUUCAGCGUCACAAAGACAAAUACCCCCACAUAAAGAUGAAUCCUUACCCGGUUCCUGAGCACCUGGACAAUGUUCCCACUAGCACUGGAAUCCCAUAUGGGAUGUCUGUGCCACUGGAUGAGUCUAACCUAAUUGUGGAUAGCAAACCUCUCCUAACAACUCUGCCUACCUCUGCGGCCACCGGUGCACCUCAGACCAUCUCCAACCUAGCAGGCGUUAAGGAGUCUCUGCCUGGUACGUUCUCAAGUGACCUGCAGUCAAGGCCUUCUCCAGAAAGUGAGGGUGGCUCUUCCUCAUCGGGGGCAGUCGGUCACGAAUCAGGAACAGAGCAGAGCUUGAGUUCACCGCAAGCUACCUGCAGCGUGAGCAUCUUCCAUGUUAGCGGGUCAAACGAACAAGGCUCAGAAACAUCAAAGCUUCAGCAACUGGUUGAAAAUAUCGACAAAUCCACUGCUGACCCCAACGAGUGCCUGAUCUGCCACAGAGUGCUGAGCUGCCAGAGCUCACUCAAAAUGCAUUAUCGUACUCACACUGGAGAGAGGCCAUUCAAGUGUAAAAUCUGUGGCCGUGCCUUCUCCACUAAAGGGAACCUUAAAACUCAUUAUGGUGUCCACCGGGCCAAUACUCCUUUGAAGAUGCAACAUUCGUGUCCUAUUUGCCAGAAGAAGUUUACAAAUGCAGUUGUGUUGCAGCAGCAUAUCCGCAUGCAUAUGGGGGGGCAAAUACCCAAUACGCCAAUGCCGGAAAACGCCUGCGACAAUACUGAUGGGGAUCCUGCUGUGACUGAGAAGAAUGGAGACAUCAGUCGCCCAGACGAGACCGUGGAGAGCAUAGAGAUGGAAGAGGACCUGGACUCUCAGGAUGGCCCUAGGAGUUCUUCAAAACCUCCUACUCCAUACGAUGCACAAUCAGAAUCGCCAGCCACGGCAGCCACCUUCUCUGGUAUUGCAGCACUGGAGAAUCAAAUGAAGAUUGUCAAUUCUGCUUUGAACUUGCAGCGGCAAAGCAGCUUGAAGUCUAGUGACAAUGGCUCAGCAGAAAGUGAUGGCAUGACAAAUGAUUCCUCUUCUGUGGCAGGAGAUCCAGAUUAUCAGAACGGCAGGAGUCCUGCUGCCUCUGAGUCUGCAUCGCUCCAGGCUCUGUCCCCAGCCAACAGCCAAGCUGAAAGUGUAAGGUCAAAGUCGCCUAGCUUCAACAAUCAAGAAGAUACAGGCACGGGAAAUAAAUUGGAGGGUCCUGAGAAUGCUUCUGCAGAAAUGGAAGGGGUCGUCGGUGCUUUGGAUUUAACUUACGGCAAUAUUGGUCGGAAGGUCAUUAAAGAAGAACCUGGGUUACACUUUGCAAAUGGAGAAUAUGGUCGAAGUAGUAUUCCAGCUGCUUUUGUUAGAGCCCCACCAGCCCUAAUAAAAAUGGAGAUGCCCAGCGAGCGUCCCAUUAGCACUAGCCAUUUCAUUGGCCCACCAGCUCUCUCCCCUGGUGUUGCCCCUCUCCUCGUGCCACGACCGAAAUUCUGCCGUCCCGCCAAACAGCACAUCUGCACUACGUGUGGGAAGAACUUCUCCUCUGCCAGCGCCCUUCAGAUUCAUGAACGGACCCAUACUGGUGAAAAGCCAUUUGCCUGCACCAUCUGUGGGAGAGCCUUUACAACGAAAGGAAACCUGAAGGUCCAUGUAGGAACUCACAUGUGGAAUAACUCUGCCAGGCGGGGAAGAAGGCUUUCGAUCGAUAACCCCAUGGCUCUGCUGGGGAACGACCCCAAGAAGGUAUCUGAAAUGUUUCCAAAGGAUAUAAUGCCUCCUUCAGUGAGCAUUGACCCCGCAGUAUGGAAUCAGUAUGCAGCAGUACUCAGCAAUGGCAUAGCAAUGAAGACUAACGAGAUCUCGGUGAUCCAGAGCGGUGGCUUACCUACCCUUCCAGUCACCAUUGGGGGUGGUUCGGCAAUAAAUACUGCUACAGUCUCCAAAAUAGAUGGGACCCAGUCUGGGACUGGUUCUGAAACGGAGAAGGCCAGUGGUGCUGCUGCAGACAAUGUGCCAAAACACCAGUUCCCUCACUUCAUGGAGGAGAACAAAAUUGCUGUUAGUUAA
Molecule: messenger RNA, 3336 nt
Organism: Egretta garzetta (little egret)
Lineage: Eukaryota; Metazoa; Chordata; Aves; Pelecaniformes; Ardeidae
Gene: SALL4
Product: spalt like transcription factor 4
Exons: 4
Coding region: 1-3336 (1111 amino acids)
Biological process (GO): regulation of transcription by RNA polymerase II
Cellular component (GO): nucleus
Molecular function (GO): DNA-binding transcription factor activity, RNA polymerase II-specific; RNA polymerase II cis-regulatory region sequence-specific DNA binding
Source: RefSeq, a predicted model, not a curated record